AUGGAUUCAAUAUUCGAUUAUUUUAAUCAACAAUUACAAAUGAGUCAAUUCAUAGCAAUCGCGUAUAAAAACUUUAUUGACAGUGAUCCGUCGACACCUACACAAACUAAAAUAGACGAGCAUAUAGGUUACCUUAAACAUAAGUGGAAUAGGUUUACUUCAAUGAACGACACUAUUCUAUUGGCAGUCAAUAAACUCGGAAAUGAGGAUAAAAAAUUAGCGCUAUCUCAUUCUUACUUCGUUGAUCAAUUAUUCUCAACUACACGUACGUGUUACCUAGCAGCUGUUGAACAGAUUAAGUCGAGUCUUUAUGUAAAUGAACCUGUUGUGGUGGAAUCGAAUCUUAGGGAAGAGGAAUCAGUUGUCGUAAGGCCUAGUUCUCAUAUAAAUGAACCAAUAUCAAUAAGGGAUAGUGUAAUUACAGAACAACCAGUUUUAACUAAUUCUUUGCCCGUUCAAUCUUUGUCUAAUGAGAUUCCUUCGACAAGCGGUUAUCCAUAUUCAAGGCUUCCGCGUAUUAAAAUUCCUACCUUUGAUGGUAAUCCGGCAAAAUGGUUAGAAUAUCGAGAUUUGUUUGCUUCUAUGGUUGUAUCUACAUCCUUAAAUCCCGUUGAAAAGUUACAAUAUUUAAAAACUAGUUUAACCGGUACAGCAUCUCAAUUAAUUCAAAAUACGGCAUUAACUACAGAGAAUUUUUCAAAGACAUGGGAAUCGUUAGUAUCUUUUUAUGAUAAUAAUCGACUUCAGGUCAACACAGCAUUAGACUCCUUAUUCAAUCUAAAGCCUAUGACAAAAGAAUCUUCUGUUGAAUUAGAACUAUUGUACACCACUGUGCUGCAAAUUCAUAGCACUUUGGAAACUUUGCAACAGCCAGUUGAAACGUGGGAUGUCAUUUUUGUUCACUUGACGGUACUAAAGUUGGAUUCAGAAUCAAUAAAAGCAUGGGAAAAUUCAUUAGGUUCUUCAAAAAUCCCUCCAUCAUGGAAAGAGCUUAUCGAUUUUUUAGUUACUCGUCUUUCUUCGCUGCAGGCGUAUGAAAAGUCUCGAGGGGACAAAAUCACAUUUAAAGCUUCAACAAAAUCUCAUUAUUCGGAAACGUCUAAUAACAACUCAUCAUUUAGCCACUUCAUUUGUUCUAUUUGUAAGGGAGAACAUUUUCAUGUAAAUUGUCCUACGUAUGUCAACGGGACUAUAAAUCAAAGGUUAGCACUCAUAGACAAACACAAGUUGUGUUAUAAUUGUUUAGGGAAACAUAAGGUAUCAAUGUGCAAAAUAGAAAAACGUUGCAAGAAGUGUGGUAAAAGGCAUCAUACAACUGUACAUAUUUCCGAACUUUCUUCUAAUACGAUAAAUACAUUAGAUAAAGAAUCAGAGUCUCAAUUACCAUCCAGCACUAGUCAGAUAGAAUAA
Messenger RNA from Temnothorax curvispinosus, 1410 nucleotides. RefSeq lists its product as uncharacterized. The record is from RefSeq and is a predicted model, not a curated record. The transcript has a single exon. Bases 1 to 1410 code for a protein of 469 amino acids. Lineage: Eukaryota; Metazoa; Arthropoda; Insecta; Hymenoptera; Formicidae.